This is a messenger RNA of Pseudoliparis swirei, 2032 nucleotides long. RefSeq names its product acetylcholinesterase-like. Gene Ontology annotation, molecular function: acetylcholinesterase activity. Bases 16 to 1779 code for a protein of 587 amino acids. The transcript has 10 exons. The record is from RefSeq and is a predicted model, not a curated record. NCBI's taxonomy places the organism in Eukaryota, Metazoa, Chordata, Actinopteri, Perciformes, Liparidae. Gene Ontology annotation, biological process: choline metabolic process; acetylcholine catabolic process. Gene Ontology annotation, cellular component: plasma membrane.
UGCACAUAUAUAUAUAUGAAGAAGCUUCUCGGUCCAUCAUUACGGGUUCCUCGUUCCCUCCAGGCUGACAAGGAUUUCACAAUGGCGACCUUCUCUCCCUGUCGUGGCUUCGCCCUUCUUCUUCUUCUGUGCCCUCAAUUCCUGACCGCAUCAGCAGAUGACCUCGUCAUUGACACCGAGGGGGGGACAGUUCAAGGGAAGUUAAUUCCUUCGCUGGGUGAUAAUAUUAGAGCUUUUCUGGGAAUUCCUUAUGGGAAACCGCCUGUGGGGGAGCUGAGAUUCAACCCUCCACUGCCAGCAGAGAGUUGGGAAGGAGUGUGGGACGCCACCAAAUACUCAGAUUCCUGCCACCAGAUUCCGGACGAUGCCUUUCCAGGCUUCUUUGGUUCAGAGAUGUGGAAACCCAACACUCCUCUGAGUGAAGACUGUCUGCACCUCAACGUCUGGGCUCCACGUUUCGAGACGGAUGCCCCGUUGGCUCAUGUCCUCGUCUGGGUCUAUGGAGGCGCCUUCACCUCAGGAACAGCCUCUCUGCCCCUGUAUGAUGGCCGCUUCUUGAGUCAAACUGAAAAUGUUAUCAUCGUCUCAAUGAACUACAGAGUCGGAGUUUUUGGGUUCCUGACCACUCCUGCCGAUGAGGGCCUCCCGGGCAACGCAGGCCUGAUGGACCAGCGCUUGGCCCUCCAGUGGGUUGCCAACAACAUCGCUGCUUUUGGAGGGGAUCCUACAAAGGUGACUCUGUUUGGAGAGAGCGCUGGCUCAGCAUCCGUGGGCUUCCAACUCAUCUCUCCAGGGAGCCAGAGCUUCUUUACCAGGGCUGUGAUGCAAAGUGGCGUUCCUAGUGCACCCUGGGCCGUGCUCAGCCAGGAGGACACCUGGCGCAGGUCUACGAAGCUGGCCGAGCUGCUGGGUUGUCCCCCGUCUUCUGCAGCCGACAUGAAAGUGUGUCUGCAGCAGGCUGAUCCUCAGGACCUCCUAGAUAACGAGUACAACACCCUCUCAGUGCCUGAGAUCGUCCCCAUUCCCUUUGCCCCUUACGUCGAUGGACACUUCCUGCCAGAUACAGUCGAGGCAUUGAUUAGUGCCGGUAAGCUCCCAAAGAAAGAUGUGCUGUUUGGCAUCAACCAGAACGAAGGGACCUACUUCCUGGUUUAUACCAUUGCUGGGUUCACCAACAUCGGCGACAGCAUCAUCACCAGAGAUGAGUUCCUGAGCGGAGUGCCGAUUACAAUGUCCUAUUCAAGUGAUGUCGUGAGGGAAAUGGCCACGUUCCAAUACACCGAUUGGACGGAUGAGAAUAACGGUCUGAAGAACCGUGACGCGCUGGGGGCGAUGGUUGGAGACCAGAUGAUCGCUUGUCCUGCGCUGGAGUUCGCUCGGAGGUACUCUCUCCAUGGUGGGAAGACUUUUGUCUAUUACUUCGACCACCGGUCAACCAUCAAUGUUUGGCCAGAAUGGAUGGGCGUCAUGCACGGCUAUGAGAUAGAGUUUGUCUUCGGAAUGCCCCUGAAUGCAUCACUGGGAUACACGGAGAAGGAAGUGGACAUGAGCAAGAGGUUCAUGAAACACUGGGCCAACUUUGCCCGGUCGGGGAAUCCCGGCAUUGAUGGAGACUGGCCCACGUUCACAGAUGAGAAGCAGGAGUAUGUCACCCUGAACACCAACGCUCCAGAGGGAAAGAUGAGGUUGAAAGCUAAAGUGUGUCAGCUCUGGAACAAUUUCCUUCCAAAAAUACAAAAAGCCACAGAUGCUCUCGAGACUUGUGUUGCAGCAAAAUAAUAAAGUGGACUGUAACUACACCUUCCUCCUCGUAUCGGUCAUAACUUUGACCUCUUGAUAUGGAGACGAGACCUGCGUUCUACACAUAUCCAACAGCUACAUCGUUGUUUAUGUCUUUACUGUUGUGAUUCCAGAAUGUCUGUAUGAAACGUACUGUUUACGGUGCUUUAGUUCAAAUGCUCCUGUUGGGUGUAACUGUUCUUUCAAUAACCAGCAUUCACAGCGACACUUUCAAUAAACUCAAUAUGCAUCA